AGGCGGCGGCUGUAAGACAAUCGAAGAAGGUCUUUGGUUUUCGUUUCCUGGUGGUCUUGUAAUAAUUUACACAAAAGAGAACCCCAACCCUAACUUUUCCUUACCGUCUCCUCCCACCGCAUAAUCUCACGAUGGAGUUCAAUGCCGCCGACUUUGAAAGGCUUGUGAUGUUCGAGCAUACUCGCAAAGCUUGUGAGGCUCAGUACGUCAAGGAUCCUCUCGAUUCCGAGAAUCUGCUGCAGUGGGGUGGAGCAUUGCUUGAGCUUGCUCAGUUCCAGGCUAUUCCCGAUGCCAAGCUCAUGUUAGAUGAUGCUGUUUCAAAGUUGGAAGAGGUGUUGACAAUAAAUCCAGGGAAGCAUCAGGCUCUUUGGUGUAUUGGCAACGCCUACACCGCCCACGCCUUCCUUACUCCUGAUCCCGAUGCUGCCAAACUUCACUUCGAUAAAGCCACUGAUUUUUUCCAAAAAGCUGAAAAUGAGGAUCCAGGUAAUGAGAUGUACCUCAAGUCCUUGGAAGUUACAGCAAGGGCCCCGGCGCUGCAUAUGAACAUACAUGCGGAUGGGAUGAUGAUGCAGCAGUCAUUAGGUGGAGGUGGUGGUGGAGGAGGAGGGGGUCCCUCAGCUUCAUCAAAUGCUGGCGGUGGUAAGAAGAAGAAUAAGAAGGUUAACAACGACUUCACUUACGAUGUAUGUGGUUGGAUCAUUCUCGCUUGUGGGAUUGUUGCUUGGGUUGGCAUGGCUAAAUCCCUUGGCCCUCCUCCUCCUGCUAGAUAAUGUAGCCCUACAUUAAGAAAUAAUGUCGACUAGUUCACGUUUUCCAAACAGAGUGGUCCUAAGCCCUGUGACUAUGGUUUUGUUUUGCUUCCUGUACACGUCCAUCAAAUCGUUUUGUUACUUUAUCUUAGGAUGUCUUUUUUUCUCUAUAAUCGAUAUAUUCGAUUUCCUCUA
This is a messenger RNA of Raphanus sativus (radish), 947 nucleotides long. Its product is annotated as mitochondrial import receptor subunit TOM20-2. Gene Ontology annotation, cellular component: mitochondrial outer membrane translocase complex. The coding region runs from base 132 to 773 and encodes 213 amino acids. The record is from RefSeq and is a predicted model, not a curated record. Gene Ontology annotation, molecular function: protein binding. NCBI's taxonomy places the organism in Eukaryota, Viridiplantae, Streptophyta, Magnoliopsida, Brassicales, Brassicaceae. Gene Ontology annotation, biological process: protein insertion into mitochondrial outer membrane. The transcript has 6 exons.